AUGGAUCAAAUCUUCGGUGACAUGGAUGACGUCAUAUUUUAUACUGAUGAUUUACUUAUAACUGGAAAAAACGAUGAAGCCCACCUUAACAACAUAAAAAAAAAUAUUGUCAACAAAGAAAAAUUGGCUUGGAACCUAGAACACUCUAAAAGUUUUAAUGAUCUUAAAAUGUUGAUUAGUCUUCCACCUGCUUUGACAAAUUUUAACCCUGAAUUACCUAUAGGGAUAGCCACUGAUGCAUCUAAAUGUGGUUUAGGAGCUGUAUUAUUUCAUACUGAAAAUUUGGAUUGUCUUUACAAAAGCAACAGAAUCAUAAUUCCGUCUUCUAUGAUAAAAAAUAUACUACAGUCAUUACAUGUAGGUCACUUGGGAGCAGGAAAAAUCAAAUCCUUAGCCAAAGAUUACAUGUGGUGGCCUGUUACUGAUAACGGCACUAACUUUACGAGUAACGAUUUUGAGAAAUUUUGCAACAAUUUCGGUAUCCAACAUGUGCUUACAUCUGCGUAUCACCAGAAAUCCAAUGGCCAGGUAGAACGCAUGGUGAGAACGUUCAAAACACAUAUGAAAAGGAAUAUUAAAAUUGAUCUAGAUAUCGCACUUGGCAAAUUUUUAUUUAAUUACAGAAAUUCGCGUAAUGAUACUACAGGAGUUACACCAUCUCAAAGAAUGUUUAAUCGAGAUAUUAGAAUUAAAUGGGACUUAUUAAAACCGUUGGAUGAGAAGGAGAAUAAAAUAAACGUUACUUUACCACGAAAUAGAACCUUUAACGACAUUUAG
Gordionus sp. m RMFG-2023 is the source of this 777-nucleotide messenger RNA. RefSeq lists its product as uncharacterized. Gene Ontology annotation, biological process: DNA integration. NCBI's taxonomy places the organism in Eukaryota, Metazoa, Nematomorpha, Gordioida, Chordodea, Parachordodidae. The coding region runs from base 1 to 777 and encodes 258 amino acids. Gene Ontology annotation, molecular function: nucleic acid binding. The record is from RefSeq and is a predicted model, not a curated record. The transcript is spliced from 4 exons.